Molecule: messenger RNA, 3198 nt
Organism: Octodon degus (degu)
Lineage: Eukaryota; Metazoa; Chordata; Mammalia; Rodentia; Octodontidae
Gene: Chrd
Product: chordin
Exons: 21
Coding region: 75-2789 (904 amino acids)
Biological process (GO): multicellular organism development
Molecular function (GO): protein binding
Source: RefSeq, a predicted model, not a curated record
GCUGCGCCUUCGGCGGGAAGGUCUACGCCGUGGGCGAGACGUGGCACCCGGACCUGGGGGAGCCCUUCGGGGUGAUGCGCUGCGUGCUGUGCGCCUGUGAAGCGCCCCAGUGGGUUCGUCGCGGGAGGGGCCCUGGCAGGGUCAGCUGCAAAAACAUCAAGCCCGAGUGUCCAGCCUUGGUCUGCGGGCAGCCCCGCCAACUGCCAGGACACUGCUGCCAGACCUGCCCUCAGGGUAAGGACGGCUCCCGGGCCGGGCCGCCUGGACUAGGGCUGAUUGCGGAAGCCCGAGCGUCGCUUCCCCCUGGCACAGAGCGCAGCGACGUGGAGCAGCCGCCGCCAAGCCUGACCUUCGAGUAUCCCCGGGACCCGGAGCACCGCAGUUACAGCGAUCACAGCGAGCCAGGGGCCGAAGAGCGCGCGCGCACCGAGGGUCACUCGGACUUCUUGGCGCUGCUGACGGGGCCGAGGUCGCAGGCUGUGGCACGUGCCAGGGUCUCACUGCAGCGCUCCAGCCUCCGCUUCUCCAUCUCUUACCGGCAACUGGACCGCCCCAGCCGGGUCCGAUUCUCAGACGCCACGGGCCGCAUCCUGUUUGAACACCCUGCAGCUCCCACCCAAGAUGGCCUGGUCUGUGGGGUGUGGCGGGCAGUACCUCGGUUGUCUCUGCGGCUCCUCAGGGCAGAACAGGUGCAUGUGGCACUCGUGACACCCACUCACCCCUUGGGGGAGGUCUGGGGACCUCUUAUCCGGCACCGGGCCCUGGCUGCAGAGACCUUCAGUGCCACCCUGACUCUGGAAGGCCCCCAGCAGCAGGGUGCAGGGGGCAUUGCGGUGCUCACUCUUAGCGACACAGAAGACUCCUUGCAUUUUCUGCUGCUCUUCCGGGGGCUGCUGGAACCUGUGAAUGCAGGACCAGCCAAGGUUCCUGUGAGGCUCCAGAUUCUACAUGAGGGGCAGCUGCUGCGAGAACUCCAGGCCAACACCUCAGCCCAGGAUCCAGGCUUCGCUGAGGUGCUGCCCAGCCUGACAGCCCAGGAGAUGGACUGGCUGGUGCUGGGGGAGCUGCAGAUGGCACUGGAGAGGGCGGAUGGACCAGAGCUGCGCAUCAGUGGGCACAUUGCUGCCAGGCAGAGCUGUGAUGUCCUACAGAGUGUCCUUUGUGGGGCCGAUGCCCUGGUACCUGUGCACACGGGUGCUGCCGGCUCCGCCAGCCUCACACUGCUAGGAAAUGGCUCCCUGGUCUACCAGGUCCAAGUGGUGGGGACAGGCAGUGAGGUGGUGGCCAUGACACUGGAGACCAAGCCUCAGCGGAGGAAUCAGCGCACUGUCCUAUGCCACCUGGCUGCACUCCAGCCUGGAGGACACAUGGUUGUGGGUACCUGCUCUGGCCUGGGCGCCCGAGGGGCUCAUAUGCUGCUGCAGAAUGAGCUGUUCCUGAAUGUGGGCACCAAAGACUUCCUGGAUGGAGAGUUGCGGGGGCAUGUGGCUACCCUGCCCUACAGUGGGCACAGUGCCCGCCACGACACAUUGCCUGUGCCCCUGGCAGGAGCCCUGGUGCUGCCCCCUGUGCAGAGCCAGGCAGCAGGGCAUGCCUGGCUCUCCCUGGAUACUCACUGCCACCUGCACUAUGAGGUGCUGCUGGCUGGGCUUGGUGGCUCAGAACAGGGCACUGUCACAGCCCACCUCCUAGGGCCUCCUGGGAUACCAGGGCCCCGGCGGCUGCUGAAGGGAUUCUACGGCCCAGAGGCCCAGGGUGUGGUGAAGGACCUGGAGCCUGAGCUCCUGCGACACCUGGCGCAGGGCACUGCCUCCUUGCUGAUCACCACCAAAGGGAGCCCCAGAGGGGAGCUCCGUGGACAGGUGCACAUCAGCAACCAGUGUGAAGUGGGGGCCCAGCGCCUCACUGUGGCUGACACAGAGGGAAUGCGGAACCCUGGGGCUUUGGAUGUGGCUGCCAGACCAGGGGUACCUGCUGCCCCUGUGCCCGAGGCCUCUGUGCCUGCCAAACCUGGAGGCUCUGGGCGGCUCCGAGACCCCAACACAUGCUUCUUCGAGGGGCAGCAGCGCCCCCAUGGGGCUCGCUGGGCACCCAACUACGACCCGCUCUGUUCCCUCUGUACCUGCCAGAGACGAACUGUGAUCUGUGACCCUGUGGUGUGCCCACCCUCCAGCUGCCCACAUCCGGUGCAGGCACCUGAUCAGUGCUGCCCGGUGUGCCCUGAGAAGCAAGACACCAGAGACCGGCCUGGGCUGCCAAGGAGCCGGGACCCGGGAGAGGGCUGCUAUUUUGAUGGUGACCGGAGCUGGCGGGCAGCGGGUACCCGGUGGCACCCUGUCGUGCCCCCCUUUGGCUUAAUUAAGUGUGCUGUCUGCACCUGUAAGGUGGGCACUGGAGAGGUGCACUGUGAGAAAGUGCAAUGUCCCCGACUGGCCUGUGCCCAGCCUGUCCGCGCUAACCCCACUGACUGCUGCAAGCAGUGUCCAGGGUCCCAUCCCCAUCUGGGGGACUCCAUGCAGGCUGAUGGCCCCCGGGGCUGCCGUUUUGCGGGACAGUGGUUCCCAGAGAGCCAGAGCUGGCACCCGUCGGUACCCCCCUUUGGGGAGAUGAGCUGCAUCACAUGCAGAUGUGGGGCGGGGGUGCCCCACUGUGAGCGGGAUGACUGCUCGCUGUCACUGUCCUGUGGCUCAGGGAAGGACAGUCGGUGCUGCUCUCACUGCACACCUCGGCGGCCAGCCUCCGAGACCAGGACUGUUCCAGAGUUGGAGAAAGAAGCUGAAGGCACCUAGGGAAUAGCCGGAAGGGCACCUGACCCAGGGGACAGGGCUGAGCUGGGAGAAAGGGCGGUGCUGAGGACACUGCCUCCUUCUGUGCAGAAGCCCAGUGCCCUGAGGGCCUCGUUCUGCCUCUUCUCCUUCCCCCACUACCUCUGGGAACCACAGACCCACAAGGGAGAGAGGUGGCCAUGCCAGGCCAAGGCCAUAUCCACUCUGGCUCUGUCCUGCCACCCUCUGGCCUCUGACCUGGAAGCCCCACUCUUCUCCUUCUGUACGUAAUAAUGUCACUGGCUUGUUGGGAUUUUUAAUUUAUCCUCACUCAGCACCAAGGGCCCCCACUCCAUUCCUGCUGCCCCUGAGCUGAGCAGAGUCCUAAUUGGAGAGUGUGGUAUUUAUUAAAACAUUGUUUUUCAGUCUUUGG